This is a messenger RNA of Tupaia belangeri chinensis (Chinese tree shrew), 2096 nucleotides long. It is a transcript of the gene ZNF485, whose product is annotated as zinc finger protein 485. Lineage: Eukaryota; Metazoa; Chordata; Mammalia; Scandentia; Tupaiidae. The record is from RefSeq and is a predicted model, not a curated record. Gene Ontology annotation, molecular function: DNA-binding transcription factor activity, RNA polymerase II-specific; RNA polymerase II cis-regulatory region sequence-specific DNA binding. The transcript is spliced from 5 exons. Gene Ontology annotation, biological process: regulation of transcription by RNA polymerase II. Bases 300 to 1667 code for a protein of 455 amino acids.
GCCGGUUGGCUGGGCCGGCAGGUGUGGGCUGGCCUUCGCGGGCUGUGCGGCGUGGGGCGGCCCCUGACUGGCGCCUCACGGGGAGCUGCAGGCUUGCGCCAGGCCCAGAGGGUGAGACACGGACGAGGCUCCCCACCCGCGUCCGCCGGCGUGCUGGGCCUGGAGCGCGCUGCACGGCUGGGCUCCAGGCCGGGUCCUAGGCUGCCCUUCCGUGCCCGCCUUUUGUGACAGUGACCACCGGCCCCGAUUGGCUUACGCAGGAUUCUCUGCCCUUGUCUAGGAGAACAGUCAGGACACAGAUGGCCCCAAGACUACCAAGAGCCCAGAUGCAGGAAUCGCUGACAUUUGGAGAUGUGGCUCUGGCCUUUACCCAGAUUGAGUGGAGACACCUGGAUGCUGCCCAGCGGGCCCUAUAUAGGGAUGUGAUGCUGGAAAACUAUGGGAAUCUGGUGUCUGUGGGGCUUCUCGCUUCCAAACCAAAACUAAUCUCUCAACUGGAACAAGGGGCAGAGCCCUGGAUGGAGGUGGAAGAGAUUCCAUUCAGUACUUGUACAGUCGAGGACUACUGGUUUGAAACAAGGAUGUCAGCUCUAAAGCAAAAUGCUUCUGAAGGAUCUCUUCUGGGAGAGCAAACAACAAGUUUCAUGUUGGAAAGAGGUCUGGAUUGGGAGGGCAGAAGCUCCACAGGGAAGAACUAUAAAUGUGAGGAGUGUGGGAAAGUCUUCAAAUAUAUUUCCUCCUAUAUUAACCACCAGAGAAAUCAUACUAGUGAGAAACCACAUAAAUGUAAAGAAUGUGGGAUAGCCUUCGUGAGCUUUUCAUCCCUUUUAAAUCAUCUCAAAAUUCAUGUAGGCAAAGAAGCUUAUAGAUGUGUGGAAUGUGGGAAAUUCCUCAAGAAGCACUCAACAUUUAUUAACCACCAGAGGAUUCAUUCUAGAGAGAAACCCCAUAAAUGCAAUGAAUGUGGAAAAGCUUUCAGAAAGAACUCUAUCCUUUUAAGUCAUCAGAGGAUUCAUACUGGUCAGAAACCCUACAAAUGUCAUGACUGUGGGAAAGCCUUCGCUCAGAAUGCAGCCCUUACUCGUCAUGAAAGAAUACAUAGUGGAGAGAAGCCUUUCAAAUGUAAUGAAUGUGGGAAAGCUUUCAGGGAUAACUCAACUGUGUUGGAACAUCAGAAAAUCCACACUGGUGAGAAACCCUAUCGGUGCCAUGAAUGUGGAAAAACCUUUAGGAGGAGUUCAACUCUUAUUAGUCAUCAAAGAAUGCAUACAGGAGAGAGACCCUAUCACUGUAGUAAAUGUGGGAAGUCUUUCAGGUAUAGUUCAUCCUUUUCUGGACAUCAGAAAAUUCAUAGUGGCAAUAAACCCUACCAGUGUAAUGACUGUGGGAAAGCCUUUAUGAAGAGCUCAACCCUUACUGGACAUCAGAGAAUUCAUACUGGAGAAAAACCCUUUCAUUGUAAGGAAUGUGGGAAAUCCUUCCGGCACAGCUCAGGCCUUUUUGAACAUCAUAGACUCCAUACUGGAGAAAAACCUUAUAUAUGUCAUGAAUGUGGGAAAGCUUUUUCUCAAAGUUCAGCCCUUAAACAACAUAAGAAAAUUCAUAACAGAGAGCCAUCAAAUGUAGUUAGUGUGGUAAAUUAUGUAGAAGUAGUUUAUUCCUUCUGACCAUGAAAGAGUAGACAUUCAAUAAAUUAGACAUUUAACAAGAAUAUUCUGUGUAUCUCUAUCUGAGAAAACUUUUCACUUGUGAGGCUGUUCAUUGUAGUGUGGUUUACACUAGUGAAAUAUUUGAAGAACUUAAAUGUCUGUCAAUAUGGAAAUAAUUACUAUAAGAGUAUUACUGAGUUGUCUGAAAAGCCUUGAUGUAUUCUUUAUGUUUUUCUAUGCAAAAAUGUGUCAUGACUUUUCUGACAACCCAGUAUGUAUUGGUUGAAGAGAAUGAAAUAGAACCCUAAAUAUAGCAGUAGAAGUAUACCUUAAGGUAAAAAAAGUUAGUUGCAGAAAAUCUAUUGGGUUUUCUGGAAAGUUAUAACACAUUUUUGCGUAGAAAACAGAAAAAUAUGUUGUGACUUUUCUGACAACCUAAUAUAUAGU